This is a messenger RNA of Parnassius mnemosyne (clouded apollo), 3045 nucleotides long. The record is from the annotation of a GenBank genome assembly. NCBI's taxonomy places the organism in Eukaryota, Metazoa, Arthropoda, Insecta, Lepidoptera, Papilionidae.
AUGUACUCGAGGCUCAAUUUUGGAAUUGUGCAGAAUCACCUCUUAAGGUCUAGUCGAAGAUCCAGUGGCAAUGUACUUAAGAAGAAAGAAUCUGUAGGGAAAAGUUUACAACCUGGCAAUAUUUCACAUGGCUUCCUUUGCUCUGAAGUACAAUACAUAAAGGAGUAUAAUAUGACAGCAUAUUUUCUCACACAUGAAAAAACAAAGACUGAAUAUCUGCAUUUAGAAAGAGAUGACUCCAACAAUGUGUUCUCAGUUGGUUUCCGGACUACACCACUUGAUUCAAUGGGCACUCCACACAUAUUAGAGCAUACUGUUCUGUGUGGUUCAGAAAAAUACCCAGUGAGAGAUCCCUUUUUCAAAAUGCUUAAUAGGUCAUUGGCAACAUUUAUGAAUGCAUUAACCGGUCCUGAUUACACAUUCUACCCGUUUUCGUCACAAAAUGAGAUUGAUUAUAGGAACCUGCAAAAAGUGUAUCUAGAUGCAGUUUUUAAACCAAAUUUAUCCAGAGUUGAUUUUCUACAGGAAGGUUGGAGGUUAGAACACUCUAAAUUAGAAGAUAAGUCAUCUGAAAUGAUUUUCAAAGGUGUAGUCUACAAUGAAAUGAAGGGUGCCUUUUCAGAAACCAGUUCCCUCUUUGGUCAAAAAUUCAUAAACACUAUUCUACCACAGGGAACCUAUGGUUAUGUUUCUGGUGGAGAUCCAUUAUGUAUUCCUCACUUAACACAUGAGCAUUUGAAGAAAUUCCAUGCAACUCAUUAUCACCCUAGUAAUGCUAGAAUUUAUUCAUAUGGAAACUUUCCUCUUGAAGCCAAUCUAAAAUUUUUGAAUGAAGCAUAUUUGAGUGAGUAUCAGUACCUUGAUCCCAAGAAUACUAUAGUGGCACCACAAGAGAGGUGGAAAGCAGAGAAACGGUCAACAAUUGCAUGUAGAGUUGAUCAGUAUGGUGGACCUGUAGAAAAACAAAACCAAAUUGCAAUUGGUUAUGUAAUGUCUGAUAUAACAAACAUUUAUGAGACAUUCAUGCUCAAUGCACUUACUGAGCUAAUGAUAAUUGGACCUAAUUCAGCUUUCUACAAAAGCCUUAUUGAGAAGAAUAUAUCUGGAGGCUACAAUUCUUUGACUGGUUAUGAUAACCAGAUCAGAGAUACUCUCUUUGUAGUUGGUUUAAGAGAUGUUGAGCAAUCAAAUUUUAAUUUGAUUGAAAAGAUUACUAAUCAGACAAUUGAACAAAUUUUCACAAAAGGAUUUGAAAAGGACCAUAUUGAAAGCGUAUUGCAUGGAUAUGAAUUAGCUAUAAAGCAUCAGUCACCUAAAUUCGGACUUAAUUUGCUGUUUAACCUAAUGCCACUAUGGAACCAUAAUGGUCCAAUUUUGAAUGCUUUAAAGGUUAAUCAAUUACUUGACAAACUAAAAGUAGACUUGAAAAAUCAAACUUACAUAAAGAAUGUCAUAGAAAGUUACUUUUUAAGUAACAAACAUAAAUUGAUUAUGACCAUGCAGCCUGAUCCCAAGUUUGAUGAUAACUUUAAUGAGGCAGAACAGAGGUUGCUAAAGAAAAAAGUGGAGGCAUUAUCUGAGGACGAGAGAAACCAAGUUUACGAUGAUGGUUUAGAAUUAUCUAGAGCACAAAAGGAAGCACAGAAUAUUGAUGUAUUACCAUGUUUGAAAAUUGAGGAGAUAACCCACACCAAAACUGCACCUCAGCUAAAACAUACAGUUUCUGGAACUAUACCAGUACAAUUAUGUGAAGCAAAUACAAAUGGGGUGACCUAUUUUAAGGGAAUACUUGGAUCAGAAACUUUAAAUGAGAAGCAGAGGAAUUUGUUGCCAUUUUUCAACUAUGUCAUUGAUAAGUUUGAUACAAAGUCAUACAAUUUUAGAGAUUUUGAUAAAUAUGUAAGCAAAAGCACCUCAGGACUGAGUUUCCUUACUCAUAUCACAGAACAUAUUGAUCAGCAUGGGCAAUAUGAGCAGGGAGUGCUGUUUAGUAGCCAUUGUCUCGAUGAAAAUGUGCCUAAAAUGCUGGAUAUAUGGUCAGAGAUCUUCAACAAACCAAAUUUUUCAAAUGAGGAAAGAAUGACCAUGCUUUUAAAUAAUUACUGCUCAUCCCUAACUGGUGGAGUCAUAGAUAAUGGCCACACAUAUGCUAUGCAAGCUGCCCGAUCCUUGAUUUCCUCCGUUGAUGAAUGCAAAGAGAGUCUUUUAGGAUUACACCAUGUGAUAAAUAUGCAAGGCAUUCAAAAACAAUACACAAUUAAUGAAAUACAAAAAAUAGUUGAUGAGAUUGCUAAACUGAUACUCACGGGAUGUAAUUUAAGAACAGCAUUCCAUUAUUGUAACACAAACGAAAAUGUCUUAGAAUGUAUUGAUAAAUUUUGCACAAGCUUGUGCACGGUUGAGGAAAACAAAGAUGUAAAUCGUAUCAAUUGGGUAGAGUCCAAACAAAUGCCACAAGAGAACCAUGGAAUUCAUAUUGCUAUGAAUAUACCAAUAAAUUUCUGUGCAAAAGCAAUUCAAACCGUGUCUUACACUGACCCAGAUUAUCCAAAAUUGCGUGUGUUAUCAAAGUUCUUAACCUCUAAAUACCUUCAUCCUAUUGUGAGGGAACAAAACGGAGCAUAUGGAGGUGGUGCAGCAUUAACCAUAGAUGGAGUUUUUAAUUAUUAUUCAUAUAGGGAUCCCAAUUCUCGAAAAACAUUGGAUGUGUUUGAUGGGACAUCUGAUUGGUUGGCAAAGAACACAAGUCUUAUUGAUGACCAAAAUCUAUUUGAAGCUAAGCUCUCAAUAUUGCAACAAAUGGAUCAACCAAUAGCUGAAUACAUGAAAGGCAUAGAUUUAUUCCUCUAUGGAUUAUCAUUUGAUAUUUGGCAGGCACAAAGGGAGAGAGUGUUGGCUGUGAAAAAGGAAGAUUUAAUAGAGGUGUGCCAAAAGUAUCUAGCACCAGAGAAAUGGGCUGGGAAAUGUGUGAUUGGUGAUGGCGCUUCCCAAGAAAUGCAGAAGAAUGAUGAAGUCUGGAAGAAGAUAAGCGGGCCACAGCAGUGA